GAUAUAAAUAGAUAAAACAAAACAAAACAAAACCAAACAUCCAUAAUCACAUAGUCCCCUUCUUUCCUUUUGCACGUUAACAACGUUUGCAACGUGCGCAACGAUGCUCCAAAGUCUCACCACUAUCCAUCCCCUCUUCCAACCCGGGCCAUGGUACUUUUUUCUAUUUUGUUUUGUUCGAUGUUGUUACUGUCAAGGUUCCUCCUUCCACCACAUGGAACCUAGGAUGUCAUUGCUCCAAUCACAGCGCAUGAGCGACAACGGGCGGAUGAGCCGGGGAUGCACGGGAUGUCUGAAGAAGGAAAUCCGGUGGGUGCACCGGAUGUGGAAUAGCGGGGGUUUGGGGGUGGGGAGGCAGCCCUACGACCGGGACCUGUCUGUUGAGAGACUCCUCCAGACCGCUACUAUCGUUUGCAUCUCUACAACAACAAUAACCUCGAGGACAACUCUCAGCUUGAAGAAUUUAAAUCUUUGCUUGAACCUCAUACGGUUAUGAGCGUGCUCUGUGCACUUUUUUACCUUUAUAGUUUUGCUUACUGUUCGAUCCUACGCGCGCAAGAGAGACGUAGAUUCACGAGGAGUGUGACAAAGGCUGCAGACGGGGCAUGCAAUGUGUAUUGGGAGGGGAGAGACGGGAUUCGAUCCGAUUCAUGUGAUAUGUGCGGUGCGAAAGGUAGAA
Molecule: messenger RNA, 679 nt
Organism: Pseudovirgaria hyperparasitica
Lineage: Eukaryota; Fungi; Ascomycota; Dothideomycetes; Acrospermales; Acrospermaceae
Exons: 1
Coding region: 104-496 (130 amino acids)
Source: RefSeq, a predicted model, not a curated record